CAGGUGUAAGGGAUUACAAACGAGGGGAAACAAUACAAAGACAUAAAAUUGGGCAUUUCUUGGCAUCUAAUUCUGUUUCUAAAUGCAUGUAGUUAUUUAUUUUUGUUACAAAGGCGUGUAUUUAUUAUUUUUAAGUGGUAAAUGGAGGCUUUUAUUAUGAAACUGGACAGUUUGAUGCGGAAAUUAGCACACAUUGUGGUCAGUGGAGACGUGUUUUGCUAGCUAGCUAGCUAGCUCUGCAGGUUGUUAGCUAGCUUUUAAAUGUAAAUAACAAAGGGAAAUAAAAUGGCAGCGUUUUCAAGCUUGUAAUAUUUAUUCAAGAUUUCUAUGGAGCUAUGGAGACGGCUUCAAAAGGAAAGGCCAAGCGGAGGCACCUGAGUGCAGCAGAGUGCAGCGGUUUGAGCCAAAGCCUCCCCGGCAGCCAGGCAAUCACACAGCCUUUCACCCUGAACCUCCAUAAUAAAGACCCCAAUAAAGGACUUCAGCCCAGGACCCCAACUAAGAGGAGAAGAAGAGAUGGCCUACAGCAGAGAGUCAUUACAGGAUUCUUUGCGUCUGCUGGAGUCCUUAGGAGCAGCCCGCUAAAAGGCAACACAGUGAAGACGGAGCCCGGAUUGAACGGUCACAUCGUCAUAAAGGAGGAGGAAGAGGAACGAGAUGUGACGAUGGACCUCAUGGAAGGCAUUACUGAAGAGAUGUUUGUGGAUGAUGAGGAGUUUGAGACAGGCAUGUGUUCGGUAAAGAAAGAGGAGAAUGAGCAGGAGGGGACAGGAGCAGGAUGCAGCAGUUGGGUGUCUCGUCCACUUCACUCCAGUUUUAUUAACGGACACAUGAAAAAGGAGGAAGAAGAUGAUGAAGAGUAUGAAGUGCAAAGCCUCCCUGAUGCUCAUUACGGGUUGCUGGGACUGAAUCGGGCGCUGCUGGAGCCCCGGGGUCACAUUCAGGACUUGCCUGAAGAGGUUCUGAGUGUUAUUUUUGCUCAGCUCCCAGCAGAUGAUCUUUACCGCCAUGUCAGUCUGGUGUGUCGGCACUGGAGAGAAAUCGUCAUGGAUAGCCAGUUUCUGCCAUGGAAGAAGUUGUACUACAGAUACGACAAGCAGGAGGAGGUGGCAGUGAAGCAGCUGAAUGCCCUCCUUGAAGACAACGGCAUUGUCAGAAAUGAUGAUCUUUGUGUUCUGAACAUGGUGAGGUACAUGUCACAGUUUAAGCACAGCAGACGGGUGAAUGUGGCAGAUGUUUUGCGGUGUGUGAAAGGCCAUCGGCUCUACGCCCAGGCGGAGGCCUGCGUCAAGCACAGGCUGCCAGACAUGGAGACGGUUGAUGGGGGACCAAACCCCUGGUCUGCCAUGGCCCUGAUGCUGAUCCUUGCAGAUGGGGUGAAGGAUGUCCUGGACUUGGUGGCUCGUUUACGAACCUCUGGCUGUUUCCUUACUCCAGACAGGAUCUCGGAGUUCCUAUGGGCUAUGGCUACAAUUCUUCUCGCCAUGAAGAACACUAACAUUACCAUCACUAGUAGGUGGCACUACAAUAUUUUUUAUGUGUUGCAUCUGAUGGAGAACUCACCACCGCCUCUGAGUCAUGGUGACGGCAGAGAAAAGCAGAUACACGUCACUCACGAACAGCAGCAGAUCCUCAAUCACGACAUCCAGAGAGACCACGUUGUCAAAAUCAUGGCUUUUGCUGGUACUGGAAAGACAACGACUCUGGUGAAGUAUGCUCAACAAAGACCACAUUUGCGCUUCCUCUAUAUUUCCUUCAACAAGUCAGUGGCCAUGCAGGCCACCCGCAGUUUUCCUUCUAAUGUAGAGUGCAGGACCAUCCACUCUAUGGCCUACAAAGCUAUUGGACACAGGUACAAAAAUCUGAGUAAGCUGUGCAGUAACUUGAAGCCGUUCACGGUGGCCUGGGUGCUUCCUGAGGGCCGCGGCGGCUUCGUCAACGCCAAGGUGGUGACGCAAACCAUCAACAAUUUCUGCUCCUCCACGGAUGAGUGCAUUGGCCCACAGCAUGUCCCAGACCGCUACAAGAAUACCACCGGGCGUGAGGAGUGCCCGACCAAAUCCAAAAGAAAGUUGUUUGCACAUGACGCACAAAACAUCUGGAGGAAAAUGACUGAGCUGAACCCCACCAAAGAAGCGGCACACCACAUAACCCAUGAUGGUUACCUCAAACUAUGGCAGCUGCAGAAGCCUGAACUCAAAGACUAUGAUGUGAUUUUUAUAGACGAAGCUCAGGAUUGCACUCCAGUCAUCAUGGACAUCAUGCUUUCUCAGGCCUGUGGAAAGAUCCUGGUUGGAGAUCCCCAUCAGCAGAUAUACACUUUCAGAGGAGCCGUUAAUGCUUUACAUACUGUUCCACACACACAUCUUUACUACCUAACACAGAGUUUUAGAUUUGGCUCUGAGAUUGCCUACGUUGGUGCGACAAUCCUAAAUGUCUGCAAAAAGGUGAAAAAGAUUUUGGUUGGUGGACGCCACGAUGGCAGUGUGAGAGGAGAGGACAGGGAGACUCUGGACAAUAUAAGACUGGCUCAUUCACAAGUUGGAGGAAAGGUGGCCAUUUUGUGUCGCUGUAACGUAACAGUGUUCAGCGAAGCAGUACGGCUCACCGACAUCAACCCUAACUGCAAGAUCCACAUUGUCGGCGGUGUUGAAAAUUUUGGCUUGAAGCAAAUCCUGGAUAUCUGGAUUCUGAUGCAGCCAGAGGAGAGACGUAGGAACGAAAACCUGUGGAUUAAGGACCCGUUUAUCCGGAGCUUCUGUAAGGAGAAGCUGGGCGGUUACGCAGGCCUGAAGAAGUAUGCCACACACACGGAAGACCGUGAGCUGGAGGCUAAACUGUCUGUGGUGGAGAAAUACAACAAGCGCAUUCCAGAGCUGGUGGAUCAGAUCUACAACUGCGCUCAGAGCAAGCCGAACUGUGCAGACUAUAUCCUGGGUACGGUGCAUAAAUCCAAGGGUCUGGAGUUUGAUACAGUAGUGGUGACAGACGACUUCAUCAAAGUGCCUUGCUCCAGACACAACCUGCAGAGAAUAAACAUUAACCCAGCUAUAAGAAAAGCUGAUGCAGAUGAGUGGAACCUGCUGUACGUGGCCGUGACUCGAGCCAAGAGAGAGCUGUACAUCACCAAGAGCAUCAGCAACAUCCUCACACUUGCAGGGGACAAGAUCAUAUACAGUGGAUCAGGCAAUGAGAUCACUGUGGAUCUGGUGAUAAGAUCACUGUGGAUCUGGCGAUAAGAUCACUGUGGAUCUGGCGAUAAGAUCACUGUGGAUCUGGCGAUCACUGUUGCAUGUAAUGCAAACAUAUAUUUGAAAUGUAAAAUGUUAUUUUAUAAUUUGUAUUUAAUGAUCAUAGGAUAAAAUCCAUGUACAAGUAAGCAAAACACUGUCAACUCCAUAAAUCUUGGCACCGUUAAAGAAUUUUCCCCAGUUAUUUAAGUGGAAAAUUUGCAACAUUGCACAUAAUACUCAUUUUUAGUACAUGUUUUGUGUUACGUAUUUUCAAAAUAGAGACAGUUUAUUUAUUUAUUAAUAAACAACGUCACGUUUAUCCAUUUAUCAUUACAUUUAAUGUUGUGGAAUGUUAUCACUUAUGAUAUAGCUGCUAUAAACAAUUGUUUCCACUUUCUCUUGAAGUUAAUAAGACUGAAAAUAUGCAACUGCCUUUGUCCUUAGACUUUUUAAAGUAACAGCUUUACCUCUGACUGUUACAAAGACACUGUAGACUCUUUUUAUAAAUGUUAAAUAAAUGUCUCCACAAAAUGAUGAAUACGUGUUUUUCUUUGCUAAAUAACAACACGUUUUAAUCUGUUUACUGACUGACUUGUUAAUCCCUGUGAAUAAGUUUGAACUAUAUAAACGAUAAUGUAUUUGAAUGAGCACAUGUAUAUAAACCUGUGACUUAUAGCUGUAUGUACACUAUAUUACCAAAAGUAUUCGGUCACCUGCCUUGACUCACAUAUGAACUUAAGUGCCAUCCCAUUCCUAACCCAUAGGGUUCAAUAUGAUGUCGGUCCACCUUUUGCAGCUAUUACAGCUUCAACUCUUCUG
Molecule: messenger RNA, 4052 nt
Organism: Pangasianodon hypophthalmus (striped catfish)
Lineage: Eukaryota; Metazoa; Chordata; Actinopteri; Siluriformes; Pangasiidae
Gene: fbh1
Product: F-box DNA helicase 1
Exons: 20
Coding region: 336-3239 (967 amino acids)
Biological process (GO): double-strand break repair via homologous recombination; replication fork processing
Cellular component (GO): nucleus
Molecular function (GO): 3'-5' DNA helicase activity; hydrolase activity; ATP binding
Source: RefSeq, a predicted model, not a curated record